AUGGCUGAGGCAAUAGGUAUCGCAGCCGCGUGUCUGGCAUUUGUAGAGGCGGCCAAGUUUACAAUCACAACUAUCGACAGAUUUCGGAAAAGAUCGGAUACCGCUCUUGAGCAUAUCAACACAGUCCGCGACGAGGUGCGAAAUUUGAGCAACGUUUUAGGCUUGAUCCAGCGAAAAGUUUCUCUAGAUAAGAAUGGCACAGUCCGCGAGCCCUUCGACCCUCGCAUCACGCCUAUGGUCAAGAAAUGCCACGAGACGAUCACGCAGGUGCAGGAUCUCGUAUCUGAGUAUGAUAGACUGGGGAAAAAGACUGGGGUAGCGCUUUGGGCUACCCGAGGGCACUCGCAAGCGAAAGAGUUACUGCAGACUUUGAGCGAUGACAAGGCAGGGCUACAGUUUGCCCUCCAAGCCCUCGACGUGGCACUCUCGCGAGACGCUCUUACGAACGGAGAUGAAAUAUUGUCCAAGACGACGGCGGUACUAGACAAGACGGAUAUAACUCACCGUGCAGUUUUAGAUAUGCAGCAGAAGUUUGAGGACCUGCUGAAAGAACACAAGAGGCUGCGAACUUCGCCAUUCCAGGGAGACUAUGAGCAGCGGAGAGAGUGCAUAGACUCGCUAGCCGACCUCGCCGCAUCAUUCGUCGAUUCGUACGAUUUAACGAGCCCCGAGUCCUCCAUCAUGAACUUCUCGACAAUUGGACUUUGUCCCUCCAGAAGUCUGAGCCCCUUGCAACGAAGCCGUUCCUUCGGGACCCCCCUUGACGAGAUACUCCAUAGUCCCCAGGUACCGGCUGCAACCACAUCUUCGACCCCUAGCCCUAGCAGGACGAAAUCCGCACGUCGCGCUGCUUCGUCGGAAUCUGCGAGGAUUCCGCUCUCGGAAGGUUUCACAACCUGGUCCACCACGCAGUCUUGGAUGAAACCAGACAGGGAGCUGAUCAGGGAAUCAGAAAGAGCGAGGAGAAACCUAUCGCUAAAGAAGCGAGCCGCAUUAGACGAACAACUACGUCAAAUAAGUGGUACGACAAAGCCAGGGCACCUGAUGGUAUUACUAAAGGGCGGUGCCUCUGCUGACGCCACGACUACACCUUCUAGUGACCGGUCGCCAGCAUCACCACUUUACCGGGCCAUCUUUCAUCGCAAUUACCCAUGUGCGAAGGUGCUGCUAGCAUAUGGCGCCGAUCCAGACGCGGUCGUUGGGGAUAGAAGCUAUAUGCAACUCGCCGUCAGAAAUGGCGACACCGAAGCGGCGAAACUACUAUUCCGGGCAGGCACUCGUCAGAAGCUCUUAGAGGCCAUGAAUGAUGCCGUGUCCAAGGAGAGCACCACGAUGGUCAAGCUUCUGUUGGAGAACAAUGUCACUCCAGAUCAGUCUUCGCUGAAGCUUGCUGUUUCGCGCAGUCAUGUCGAGCUCACACGGAUGUUACUUGACAGGGGCGCUGUCCCGGACAUUUUAUGUCUCAAGAAGGCGAUCAGUUUGUCUGUCCCGAAGAUACUGCGACUCCUCCUCGACAGUGCCACAUCCUUCGCUCGAAAGGCCAGCUCCAUACCUAACAGAAUCUUUCUCAAGGUCACAACACAUAUACCAGAGCUUUUGCGUAAGGUCUCUAAGCAACUGUCGAAAGCGGCCUCGCUCAAGGAUGUGGAUUCCACCUCGUCGAUGUUCAAAAUGCUUCUCAAACAUGGCUCCCGGGAUGAGAUACGCCGACUGGGCACACGGCUUAGUCUCCUUAACCACGCGAUAUCCAUGCCUUUUAAGACACCCGGAACGUCCAUGCAGGAUCCGCUACAUAAGGCCCAUCAAGACAUGUGCAGGAACAUCUUGCACGCUGGUAUAGAGGCCAAUGCAGGUGGCUCAUGCGACGUUGAAGAGGUGGCACACACUCCAGUAUCCUGUGCCAUCCGGCAUCAAGUCCCCUUACUCCCUGAUGCGAGCUGCGUGACUGAGACAGUCCACCUGCUUCUUGAUAAUGGAGCCUCAGUAAACCAGCCAAGCCCUCAAGGACGUCCACUGCUGCUCGCGGCACGAAAGGGACACGAGCAGGUGGCAUCAUUAUUACUGACAUCGGGAGCCGAAUACAAUCCAUUAGCCGAUAAUGAAAGCCUUCGGGUCCUUGAGGAAUCCGUGUAUCGUGACUGGACCUCAGUAACCUCGACACUUCUCAGACGCAGCCCCUCCCUGCCUCUUGCGUUCGUGGAUAACAACAGCCAGGCCUUCCUCACGGCAACGAUCAAGUCCAAAAACGAGCCACUCGUGACGCAGCUUCUGGAAGCCGGGUUCAAACCUCAGACAGGUGUGAUGAAGCUAGCUAUCGACAACAAUCUAGGUAGCGUUAUCCCCAAUCUACUCGCGUCCAUCACCUCGGAUGGCUUGGAGUACCGUCGAUUCUUAGACCAAGGCCACAACAUGGUCUACAAGGCAAUCAUGCACCGGAAUGGAGAGGUGGCGACCGCUAUCCUCCAGUCGCCGAUUCAAUGCGGUACAAACACCCUGACCAUGGCCGUCAGAUACGGCAUGACAAACACAGUGCGGUCGCUUUUGUCCAAUGGAGUAUAUAUCCGGCGCGACGACGGGCCGCACGCUCUUCGUACGUGUAUCCAUCGGUGCAUAGACAUCGCUGCGGAGAACUGCUCGUAUCACAUGCUUGACGUCCUCUGGAAUUUCUUAUCAGAACACCGCUUCCCUUUGCCUCUCCAAAUACUAAGAAAGGCUGUGAGAGGAACCAACGCCGAGUUGGUCGCAUUUCUUCUGACAGGGAAGUUUCCUUUCGACCUCCAGCUACUAGAAGAGACGUCGAAUGUCGAAAUGAUGAUCUGCGUCUGGAAGAAGGCUGCCGAAACGUCCUCCCUAUACGGUGACACCCGAUAUCUAUUCCCACGGGAGCCAUCGACGCCCUCAUUUCUACGAAAGGCCGUACGCACCGGUAACAUAGAGAUAAUCGACUCCAUGUUCACCGCUGCUCAGCGAAGGCAUAAACGCGGUCUCUGGGGGUUUAUCACACUCCAACUCGCCUUCACAGAUCCACGAGUCUCCGAGGCCACACAGCAAUACCUGUUACAGCACGCAUCAAACCGCGCCGGGGCCCUCGUCUUCGCCGCCGAGCGCCAGCUGCGCGACAGCAUCGAGAAGUUCCUGGACGACGGGGCCGAUCCUAACUGGGGCAUCCGCGACUUCGCCCCAUGGCAUUGUCCCACCGACAACCCCGUCUGCGGGUUCCCUCUGAUUUACCACGCUAUCAUGCAGUGCGACACGCACUGGGUCAAGGACCUCAUCAGUGUGGACAAGGUCCGGGUCAACGACGUCUACUGCCGGCAGCCCGUGGUCUCUUUCGCCGACGUGCGCGUCGAGUCGCACUACUGGACGCCGCUACACAUGGCCGUCGUGCUCUUCACCAGCAGCCACCGGCGGGGCCCGCGGCUGGAGACGAGGCUGGAGUUCAUCGCGAGGCAGGACCGCCUGCGCAAGAUCAUACGCGACCUGGUCAACGGCGGCGCCGACCCCAAGAUCAUGGUGGGCAUGUGGAUCCGGUCGGAGCGCAACGCGCGCCCAAGGCAUGUCUCGCCGGAAGAUCUGGUCAGGAAAUUGUAUCCUAGGAAGUUGUUUCCGACCUGGGGCGGCAGUACGAGGAGCAGGUUACUAGCUGCUUUGGCUGAGUGA
Neoarthrinium moseri is the source of this 3660-nucleotide messenger RNA. RefSeq lists its product as uncharacterized. Lineage: Eukaryota; Fungi; Ascomycota; Sordariomycetes; Amphisphaeriales; Apiosporaceae. Gene Ontology annotation, molecular function: protein binding. Bases 1 to 3660 code for a protein of 1219 amino acids. The transcript is spliced from 2 exons. The record is from RefSeq and is a predicted model, not a curated record.